UGCCAACGUGUACGCGUGAACGACUCCGAGGCGUUUGCGUACUUGAACUCGAUAGCAACUGGAAUAUUGCGCUAGUACCGAGUACCAGUCGUCGACAUUGUGCCAUCCAUCCAUCAUGAGGGUUCCCAAACUGACUAGGACCAGGUUCAUUCUACUGUGGGGUGCGGGUGUCGUCUUGUUCUUCCUCAUCAGCUGGAAAUCUUACUUCAAAUCAGGUGAAAAGGUGCAGAGUGGACAGUAUGUUGCCAGUGAGCGGAAAAGUUCCGAUAACGCCCAGAUCCCAGGCUGGAAUGCCAACGUACUUGAUGCAAAGGUCCAGGUGCACCAGGGCAUGCAGCCUCCUUCCUCUGUUCUAGAUGCCAGGAAGCCAAAGCUAGACGCUCACCAAGACCCAAACAUCAUUGAGUUGGAACGACCUGAUGUUGCUAAAGACAUCAACGGCAUUCCGCCCCCUCUGGAAGAUGAUGGCAGGCUCAGACCAGAUGCUAAGAUCCCGAAUCGAUUAAACCACAACUACUUUCUGGCCGUGCCUCGUCAAGAGACGGACGAUGACAGCAAGUCUUUCAGUAGAGAUGAAGGGCCGGAUGAUGAAGACUCGAGCACCCAAUCAUCGGACGUCUCAUCUCAAGAUGAUCAAAAUGCGGAGGUUGUUGUGAAAAGAGAGAAUCCUGCACAGGCUGGAUUGUUUGAUGAUAACAACCGUUCUGUGCCUCGAAAUUCUCCCUUUCAUCAGGAUGAAGAGAAAGACAAGGUUGCUUUGGCAACAGUGAAACCUUCUAAAGAAGGGUUAUACGAGAAAAAAAUCCAUCAGCCUCAGAAUGCUCUUUUGUUUUCUGAAAGUCAGAAAGAUGUUUUGCCUCAUCAAAAGCAAAACCCACCCCAGCCCCCACAAGAUGCUCAAACUUUGCCCAAAGUCUUCCAUGUGGACAGAAAUGAUGGCAGAAUUGAUGUGCCGUAUACAGUGCCAACUUACUCUACUCUAGGUGUCGUGCCUAAAGACCGAAUGACAAAUGAGGUUUCUCAAGACAUGGCCAAGUCCUCUGACUCUGGCUUGCUCAACAAAGAGCACGUCCACUAUCCAUCGGCAAAUGUCUCUCAGGAUGAGCUUGAUAAAUGGCAAAGGCAAGUUCUGCCCUCUGGUGUGCUUCAUGGAGAGAUGACGGAUGCUGUUGCUACAGCUUCUGAGGCAGGGAAAAUUCCUGUGGUCAACAGGAAGCCAGUCGACUCUCAGCCACCUAGGUCUCGUUUUGCAGAGAGCAAUAAUCCAGUGUCUCAUGAAGAGCCAAAACAACUUGUCCCUGUCUUUCAGCCUCAUGGAGGAAGAAGAGACCAAGUUGCCAAGGAUACCGUGAUGCCAAAUGAAGAACGCAUCCCUCAUCCACCUCCAGACACGCAACUUGAUGAGCACAUAGUUGUCACCAAGAAGCCAAUAAGAGCAGGUUUUCAUAAAGACGGUGAAACCCUUCUUGCAAAUGCCAGUGAACACCUUGAAAGAGAGAACACAAAAGUUGUUCCUGAUAUAUCCAAGUCAUCAGAUGACUCUAAAUUUCACAGUGGUCUCAAUCUUGCCAACGUAGCAAAUCGGGACCCAAGUCUGUCCAAUGUGAUAAUGAACCAACCUGGCCGCGAUGACAACAUUGCCUACAGAAUCCCUGGCAGAAACCUGCCAAGGAAGAUCACUAUCCAGAAGGAUGGAAGGCCGGUACCACCAAAUGCAGCUCAACUGAGGAGUGGUUUGGAGUUAAGACAAUCCGAAAAGCCUGUCGUGUCCAGAGAGAUACAAGUAAAUAGUCACAAAAGUACUGGACUACAUGGAAAGGUUGUUCCACCUGAGAAUGAAAGUGAAGAGGAGUUCAUGCAGCGUAUGGAGACAGUUCAAAGAGAACGACGCGACCGAAUCAGGCAGCAGUGCCAGACGAGAUACAACCUGACCCCCUUAGACUACCAGCGUGAUCGUCAGAAGAUACUCUUGUGGAAGAAGUAUUACGAGCAUGCCUAUGCCAACGACGACCACCAGUUCAUCAUUUGCCGCGAGCUCAAAGCAGCCUCCUUCAGUUGGCGCAAAGUCAUGAUCUCCCUCUAUACCAAGGGAAGUCUCCAGUUUCGGCGCUCGCAGAAGAUGGGCGAUUUUCCCAUAAGGGACUACGAUGAUGAAACCUUCAUGUUUAAGCUGCAGAACUACAAGAAGAUCUUGUUUGUCCGGGAGCCCUUUGCGCGUUUCCUGUCAGCGUACCGAGACAAGUAUGUCGAGCUGCGUCACUUCCCAUACUACCGGCCCAUCGGAAUGUCCAUCAUCCAGAAGUACCGUAAGAAUCCCACGCCAGCAGAGAUCCAGUCGGGAAGACCGACCUUUGAGGAGUUCACAAGAUGGGUGGUUGCAGAGGAGGUCCCUGAAGGAGACUUCCACUGGCGACCUCUCUUCAACUGGGCCCACCCUUGCCACAUCUCGUACGACUUCAUCGGGAAGGUGGAGACGGCCACUGAGGAUACAAAGUACAUCUUCAAGAUGGUUGGGAUUGAUAAGCUUGAGACGUUCCCGUCAACCGAGACGCAUCAUAAAUUCAGCUCCAGCGCAGAUGUUCUUGAGGAGUUUUACUCCCAACUGCCGCCCGAUCUUUUGCCUCAACUCGUCAACCGAUACAAAGAGGAAUUUGAGCUGUUUGAUUAUCCCAUACCACAAAAGAUAAGCGAUAUUUGGACCAAAAGGUAGAAUACUCUGGUUUAGAAAACCAAGGCAAGCCCUAAGUUAGUAUCUUGGCCUCAUUUGAUUUUUUUGUGUGCGCCACAGAAAAUUGCCCUUUCAGAAUCAUAAAGGACAUAAAGGUACAAUGUAUGGCUUAUUUAGCUGCCUUUUUUGUUGUUACCGAUACUAAAUGGUGAUCUGAAUCCAAGGUGCUACGUUGAGACUUAGAGCUAUUUCGAAUUAAUUUAUUUUUGUGUGCCAAGGUUAAACCAAGAAGUUACUAACUUAUUUUGCUUCGUUCUUAAAAUAAAAUCAUGUUGUGCUCAAAUUUUGUUUUCCAUUACAACUACAACUUAAAAAUAGGCUGCAUAUUUAUGCCGUAAAACAGCAAAUGGGAACUUCCCUUUACUUGGACAUCCAUAUUUUAUGAAUUAGUGUAAUAACUGUUUGAAAACAUACUCGUAUUCGAAUGCAUGAAUUUUACUAUGUAUCAAUCUUUUGCCACUGCAGACAACUUUUUAUAAUGUUUUAUAAUGCCAUUUUAUAGUCUUGCAGAGCAAACUUGUCUGCCAUGAAGUAUUAUUAAUACAGACUGUUUUCGUUUUGAAUGCUUUUAUCAAGUUUUUUUUGUAUUAUAUGUGAGUUAAGUCCUUUUUAGAAAGAAUGCUGCAUCCAGACGCCAAUUCUUGGUUGUUUGAGUCGAGCGAAUUUUCAAAUUAUUUUUUAACAAAAUUGGAUAUGUUUCUCAGUCCCAAAUUAAUGUCUCUUCAACUUUUUUUGCAAUGACUGACCUUCAUUGAGGUAAUACAUUUAUUAUCAUGAAAAAAAGUGGCUUCAGGAUGCAACUUUCUUUCCCAUCUGUUUACAUUGUUUUAAAUUAUAAGACGUAGAUACAGCAUUUUCAGUAUUAAUUAUCAUGAUAUCAAGUGAGUUUUAAGCUGUUAUAAAGACUAGAGCAAGUGCAAGCUCGUUUUUUGCAUAAGUUAUAGUGGGAUUGUUUGAAAUUGUACACGUAGCUCAAUAGUUUGUUGUGUAGUAGUUUACAGCUAAUAUACAACAUUUGCUAUUGCUGUAUUUUAUAGCAAUGGAUGGAUUUGGGUGUUUGUAUUUUAUAGCAAAUUUGAUUAAACUGACCCGUUUAAUGUUUUGUGAUCAUAGAUGCUGGAAAAAAAAUAUGCCGUUCUAGUAGUCUGGUUCCCUGUCCCUACUUCGGAGACAAUGAAACAGUUUAUUGACUUCGGAAAAUAGUCACGUCAGGCAACCAGACUAUAGCUGGCUUGCACCAGUUCACGGAUGUGUAACCGAUUGCAAAGAAAUGUGGACUAAACUAAAUUUUGUAAACUGCGGACAGUAUUUGAUUUUUAAAAACUGAGUAAGUUUUUGAUACCAAAACUACUUCUUGUUGAAAAUGACUGCAAACCAGGUACCAUGAUUUCACAGGAUGCUAGAUAAUAUUUAAUAAUAAUUUGGUGGUUAUUGUUCCUUGUUUGCAAAUUUAAUGUUGUAUAUUACCUUUAACAAUAGGUUUAAAACCAUUGAGAUACAUUUCAAGUCAAACGUUUUAUAAAACACCGGCUGAAGUAUUUUAAAACUUCAAUUAAAACAGGCAUGUAAUACCGUUUCCUCAACAGUUAA
Molecule: messenger RNA, 4318 nt
Organism: Patiria miniata (bat star)
Lineage: Eukaryota; Metazoa; Echinodermata; Asteroidea; Valvatida; Asterinidae
Exons: 4
Coding region: 116-2710 (864 amino acids)
Biological process (GO): carbohydrate biosynthetic process
Cellular component (GO): membrane
Molecular function (GO): sulfotransferase activity
Source: RefSeq, a predicted model, not a curated record